AUGAACACUAGGAAAGAGAUAAACGAUGCUGAGGGGUUUGCAGGUUCAAAACUUCUUUGUGCAUCUUUUAAUCAGGAUCAAAGUUGUUUCGCUGUAGGUUAUGAGAAUGGGUUUAGAGUUUAUAAUGCUGAUCCAAUGGAUAUUAAAGUUAAAAGAGAAUUUGGUUCAAAUGGUGGGAUUGGUUUAACUCGUAUGCUUUAUCGUACAAAUUAUUUGGCAUUGAUUGGUGGUGGUAAAAAUCCAAGAUUUCCUUUAAAUAAAGUUAUAAUAUGGGAUGAUUUAAAGACAAAAGAUGCAUUAAAUUUAAAUUUUUAUAGUCCUGUAUUAAACGUUUAUCUUUCAAGGACUAGAAUUGUUGUGGUUUUAAAUAAUAAGAUUUAUAUUCAUGGUUUCAGUUCACCUCCUAAAAGUAUUGCACAAUAUGAAACAUUUGAUAACCCUUUAGGUAUUUCAUCAUUAUCACCAGGUACUUAUCAAGACCAAGCAACAAAUUUACAAAUAUUAGCAUUCCCAGCAAGAGUGGUGGGACAAAUUCAAAUUGUUGAUAUAUCAUCAAGUGGACAAGAAAGAAAUCUUGUAUCAAUAAUAAAAGCACAUAAAUCUAAAAUACGUUGUCUAGCAUUAAAUAAAUCAGGGACAAUGUUGGCAUCUGCAUCUGAGACUGGUACAAUUAUAAGAAUACAUUCAACACAAAAUUGUAGUUUAUUAUAUGAAUUUAGAAGAGGUUUAGAUCGUGCAGAAAUUUAUUCAAUGGAAUUUUCUCAAAAUGGUUCAAAAUUAGCUGUAUUAUCAGAUAAACAAACAUUACAUGUAUUUAAUAUAACAAAUAAUCAACAACAAUCAAAUAAGCAUCAUAUUUUGAAAAAUUUACCAGGAAUAGUAAGACCAGCUUAUUUUAAUUCAACUUGGAGUUUUUGUUCAAUUCAUUUGAAAAAUGAAGAAUCAAAUGAUACAGGAUCUGAUUCAAAUGAUGAUCGUGGUGUAUUAGGUUGGUCAAGUGAAUCUUCAAUAAUUAUAUUAUGGAAAUUAAGAGGGAAAUGGGAAAAAUAUGUUAUUAUUGAAAAUGAAGAAAUUACAUCUGAUGGAAAUCACAUUAAGAAAUUUGAAUUAGUUAGAGAAGGUUGGAGAAGUUUUGGUGAUUUAAAUGAAUAA
Messenger RNA from Hansenula ciferrii, 1152 nucleotides. It is a transcript of the gene HSV2, whose product is annotated as phosphatidylinositol-3,5-bisphosphate binding protein HSV2. Gene Ontology annotation, molecular function: phosphatidylinositol-3,5-bisphosphate binding; protein binding; phosphatidylinositol-3-phosphate binding. The record is from RefSeq and is a predicted model, not a curated record. Gene Ontology annotation, biological process: protein localization to phagophore assembly site; autophagy of mitochondrion; protein lipidation. Gene Ontology annotation, cellular component: extrinsic component of membrane; phagophore assembly site membrane; cytosol. Bases 1 to 1152 code for a protein of 383 amino acids. The transcript has a single exon. NCBI's taxonomy places the organism in Eukaryota, Fungi, Ascomycota, Saccharomycetes, Phaffomycetales, Wickerhamomycetaceae.